Messenger RNA from Haemonchus placei, 351 nucleotides. NCBI's taxonomy places the organism in Eukaryota, Metazoa, Nematoda, Chromadorea, Rhabditida, Trichostrongylidae. The record is from the annotation of a GenBank genome assembly.
AUGGCCAACAAAUCGUCGAGCGAUUUUGAUCUUCGACGGAAAUUAGCAGCUGGUUUAAUGCAUUCGAAAAGUCCUCCAGCAACGCCAAGCUCACCGAAGACACCGAAUUCCUCGUCUUCCUGUCAUGAACAGCCGCUAUUCGAUGCAAUUGGUGAAAGGCCGAUGGUAAAACGUCACAAGCACCUUGAACAAAUUGGCAAAACGAAAUCAUGUAGUGAUAUAAAACACAUGGAAAGGCGCUUAAUGAGAACAUAUCAGGAGGAGAACAUCAUAAAAAUGCCGAGGUGGGAACUUUGGAGCUUGAACUCUUUAAGAUCACAGUCGGAUGGGGGUCAGUUAGAGGGUAAGUAA